Messenger RNA from Etheostoma cragini (Arkansas darter), 4651 nucleotides. RefSeq names its product tripartite motif containing 36 (gene trim36). Gene Ontology annotation, molecular function: zinc ion binding; protein binding. The coding region runs from base 331 to 2664 and encodes 777 amino acids. Lineage: Eukaryota; Metazoa; Chordata; Actinopteri; Perciformes; Percidae. The transcript is spliced from 14 exons. The record is from RefSeq and is a predicted model, not a curated record.
UACAGUAGAAGGAGACGAGGGCGGGGUUUCCCUCCAAGAUGAGGCCAACUAAAAUAAAAAUUGGCUUCUUUCAGCUGGCGUAUGUGCCGUAAACUCUACGGACAAACACACAAGCCUGAACAGACAGGGAGGGGGAUGAGGAGGUGGUCUGAGGAGCGGAUCUUCUCUCUUCAGUGUCGGCUUACCUCCCCUGUGAAGCUGGGACGCUUUUGAUCCCGUUUGUUUAAGCCGUAGCUGCUGGGUGUCAGUUUGUGUUUUCUCUCUGCGCUUUUGAAUAUUUCUGUUUGCUGACCGGUCUGUGUGCUGUAACAUCCACCAUCCUCUGCAGCCAUGUCGGACUCCGAGGACAUGACGGAGUUCGCCAGCAUCGUGGAGCGGAUCGAGCGGGGCGAGGUUCCAAUCAAGAACAUCGAGAGGGAGCUGAUCUGCCCGAUCUGUAAGGAGCUCUUCACCCAUCCGUUGAUCCUGCCCUGCCAGCACAGCGUCUGCCACAAGUGUGUCAGAGAGCUGCUGAUGCUGAACCAUGAGGACUCUUUUGAUGCUAGCUCCGAGUGCUCCCUGCCGGGCAGCCCCAGGUCCAGGGUGCCUUCCCCUUCCAUGGAGAGGCUAGACAGGCUUGUGAGAUCAGGUGGGUCUCGGGCCACAGUGCGAAGGUCGUUUGGAGGUCGAGGUAGACGUGGCCUCCGUGUUUUGAGUAGCUGUAGUAGCUCCAUCUCGUCCCCGGGAUGGCGCAGAGGUUCUGUGACUCCUCGGGUCACCACCAUCCCAUGCCCGGGCUGCCAGCAUGACAUCGACCUUGGUGAGCGCGGCAUCAGCAUGUUGUUCCGUAACUUCACUCUGGAGAACAUCGUUGAGCGCUACCGCCAAGCCGCCCGCGCAGCCGUCGCGAUCAUGUGUAACAUUUGUAAGCCUCCACAGCAGCAGGAGGCUACAAAGAGCUGUAUGGACUGCAAGGCUAGCUACUGUAACGAGUGCUUCAAGCUGCACCACCCCUGGGGUACACCCAAAGCUCAGCACGAGUACGUCGGUCCCACCACAAAUUUUAGGCCCAAGGUGCUCAUGUGUCCAGAGCACGAGAUGGAGAAGGUGAACAUGUACUGUGAGGUCUGCAGACGACCCGUGUGCCACCUCUGCAAGCUGGGAGGUUCCCACGCCAACCACAAAGUCACCUCCAUGAGCAGUGCCUACAAGAUCCUCAAGGAGAAGCUGGCCAAGAGUAUCCAUUACCUCAUCAGCAAAGAGGACCAGGUCAGGACUCAGAUUACUGAUCUUGACCUGCUCAUCAAUCAGACUGAGGAAAAUGGCCAGCUAGCAGAGCGUCAAGCCAAUGAGCACUUUGAGCGUCUGUUUGAGACUCUGCAGGAGAGGAAGUCAGAGAUGCUAAGGUCCAUCGAACAGUCUAGAAACCGGCGCCUAGACCAACUUAAGGCUCAGGUAGAGGAAUACCAGGGCAUGCUGGAGAACAGUGGCCUAGUUGGCUACGCUCAGGAGGUGCUGAAAGAGACGGAUCAGUCCUGCUUUGUACAGACUGCAAAGCAGCUACACAUCAGAAUCCAGAAGGCCACGGAGUCUCUGAGGACCUUCCACCCAGCGUCUGACCCCUGCUUUGAUGAGUUUGUGCUGAACACAUCUAGAGAAGAAACUCUGCUCAAAGAGAUGUGCUUUGGUGGAGUUCCCGACCCUCCUCUGAUUGACUUGUCCAGCAGCAGAGUCUAUAACGAGGCGUCAAUCUGCUGGAGACUGUCUGAUGACCACCUACCUACAGAUCACCAUGUGCUUGAAUACCGCAGACUCGGUGGCGCGAGCCAAUCCCCGUCCCAGGAGGACGGUGAGGACAGUGGGGUCUGGAGGGCUACAGACAGGGUUUAUGGUCCCAGCACUGUGGUGUGUGACCUGGAACCUGACAGCCUGUACUCCUUCAGGGUCCGAAGCUGCAGGAACACCAUGUUCAGCCCCCACAGCCCUGAGGUCACCUUCCACACACCACCUGCACCUGCUUUUGGUUUCUUGUUCAGCGACAAGUGUGGCUUCAGUACGGAGCGGCUCGUUCUAAACAAGCGGCGGGACACUGUGGAGAGCGUAGCGAGCAUGGCCUUCCUCCUUGCAGCAGAACGUGUGCAGACGGGCAGCUACAUCGGACUAGACUACAUCAUUGGGGAUAUGGGCAUCUCUCAGGGAAGACACUAUUGGGCCUUCAAGGUGGAGCCGUACUCCUACAUGGUUAAAGUUGGAGUGGCUUCUGAUUCAAAGCUGCUUGAAUGGUUUCACAAUCCAAGAGAUACCAGCAGCCCAAGGUAUGACCAUGAUAGUGGACAUGACAGCGGCAGUGAAGAAGCGUGCUAUGAGCUCUCCCAGCCCUUCAUCCUCCUCACCGUGGGCAUGGGCAAACUCUUCAUCCCCAAGACUUCUUCAUCCUCCUCUGCCUCCACGGUAACCGCAUCCUCCGGUGACCCUGGCAACCGUGUGCUGCCCAUGCCACAGCGCUUGGGUGUAUGCCUAGAUUACGACGAGUGCCGGGUGUAUUUUUACGAUGCCGACACCAUGAGGUGCCUUUAUGAGCGGCAGGUGGAUUGUUCAGGAACAAUGUAUCCAGCUUUUGGGCUCAUGGGCAGCGGCAAGGUUCAACUGGAAGAAUUCAUCACGGCUAAGAGACUGACCUUCUGAGGAGGGAUGGAGCAUGUUGGUGCAUCAGGACCUGCAUCUGUCUAAUCAUUGGCAUGUUCUUGGAGGUUAAAUUGAGCGUUUUUUUUGGGUUCUUUUUUGUGUGUGAAGGUCAGACAAGGCAGAUGUGAUCAGAGCCUUUCGUUCUUAAUGUGAAAAUAGGGUUUGUUCCAGAGACUGACCUAUUUAGAGUUGGCAUGUAUAAUGUAUGAUUCAUACACAAGAGUAUGACGCUGAAUAUUAGUGUUCACAUACAAAUGUCUUCAGAGGUUGGUACAUGGUAUGUGAAAGGUCUUCUCUACAUACCAAAGGCUCUGUGUCUGUUAAUUCUAUUCGACCCGGUUUUAAUUGCCAGUCAUGGCCAGCUGUUACUGUAUCAGAAUUGGGUGCAAAGUUAAUCUGCAGCUACUUUAAAUCUUUGUUUUAAAAUGAAACGCCUUUCGGUCUUACACUUUUGUAUCAAGUAUCUUUGUGGAUUAUUUUGUGUUUAUUAAUUAUUGGGUGAUCUAUUUUUCUUUGGCUCUUUUCUUUAACUUUUUGUCUAAAUGUAGCAGCAUAGGUAAGAUGUAAUCUUGAUGGACCUGAAAGCCUUGUAGCUACUAUGAAGCUAGCGCCUUUGUGCCUUUUUGUUGUGUUUUUAGGAAAUUGGUCCCUUAGUUUGCUCUAGCAAGAAGAUGUUGGUGUAACUGCACAAGCAUUAUGGAAAUACUUAAAUAUACUGUAUGAGUUUUUACUGUAGGUAGAUUGAUCAGACACUGGUGUCAAAGUUAUACAAUUUUUGUACUUGUGACCUCAUCACAGAAAACACUACUUUUCCUCUUGGUCACAGUUAUGUUCAGCUGUUUUUGCACAAUAUGAUGAAUGAACUUUGCACAUGAUUAACUUAACAAUCAUCACAUUUUGAUCACUACUUAGUUAGCUUCUUCACUUCAAAUGUUAUGGACAAACUGGCACAUUGCUGUCUCACAGUGACUAACCUUCACAAAAGCAUUAAAGCAGUAAUCCUGGAGUAGUUACUUGGAUUUUAAAGCCUCUCCCUUUUCCAAUGUACUGCAUGUGACUAGAACACCUUAAACCCAGCCAGGUACCAGAACACUGUACUUGUGGUCAACAUCAGUUUGACAGCUGCAAAGUCACAAAUAACCAAAGCGUGUUGGUCCUGGUGCUGACUUAAGUGCGACACACCACUCUGUGGCCUAGCAGCCUUUAAACACAGUUUUAAAACAGUUUAGGUUCUUACAUGAAGUGCUAUCACAAUACACACUGUUCAGUACCUUUUUUACUAUUUAAAUCACUGUUGACUUGCAGUGCAGACACAUGUGAGUGUAGCAUAUUAUGUCACCGGCGAGUUGGCUAUCAGACAGAUCCGCUAAAUGGUUGAUUGGCUUUGAUUAAACCAGCUCUGUUAUCCAAGUCUAAGACCACACACUACACCGACUGUUUGCUGGGCAACCACACUUGGUUUUUGUACAGCUGUAUAUGUGCCUGCACAUGGGCUUUGUUAUACAUUUAUGUUUGUUUUGAUUUCUGGAGGGUUAAGGGUAAUCGGUGAGUGUGUGUGUUUUCUCAGGUGUCUGGCCCUGAUUGGGACCCAAUGCUACCUCUAUCUGUCAGACCUGGAAAACCUUAACUACUGUACCUUUCCUCAUAGAAACAAGUUCGGUUUGAUUUGCAGCUUUGUUACAGUCGAUACCGCCGCCUUGUCUUUAACGUCAGAUAACGAGAAGGUAUUUCUAAAAUGCUUAAUUUAACUUCCAUAUACAUAAUCUCGUAUUGUCAGUGAAAUAAAGUAAAUCUUAAUCUAAAUGUUUAUUAGCUGGUGUUUUCCCGUUUCACUAUUGGUUACUGUAAGCAGAUGCUACUUUUGUCAAGGGAGUGGUUUUCAAAUGGUACUAUCUACCUUUACUUCCCUCUUUUUGUGGUGUUGGUUGAUUGGUCAGUUUAAAUGUUUUGGUUAUAUGAUGUGGACCACAUUGAGUGUUUUUGUUUU